AUGGCAUCUUUGGCGGCUGCUCGCUACGGCAAGGACAAUGUCCGAGUGUACAAGGUGCACCGGGAUGAGAAGACGGGCGUUCAGACCGUCGUGGAAAUGACCGUCUGCGUCUUGCUCGAGGGCGAGAUUGAUACUUCCUACACCAAGGCGGAUAACAGCGUCGUGGUAGCCACCGACUCCAUCAAGAACACCAUCUACAUCACCGCCAAGCAACAGCCCGUCACGCCCCCCGAACUCUUUGGGUCCAUCCUCGGCUCCCACUUCAUCGAAAAGUACCCCCACAUCCACGUCGCCCAUGUCAAUAUCAUCACGCACCGAUGGGUGCGCAUGACCAUUGACGGCAAGGCUCACCCGCACUCGUUCCUCAAGGACAGCCCGGAAACCCGCAACGUCCAGGUGGACGUGACCGAGGGCAAGGGCAUCGAUAUCACAUCCUCCAUCAAUGGGUUGACCGUCCUGAAGAGCACCGGUUCCCAAUUCUGGGGCUUUGUCCGCGAUGAAUUCACCACGCUCAAGGAGACUUGGGACCGGAUCCUCAGCACCCAGGUGGAUGCUAAGUGGCAGUGGCGCCGCUUCAAUGAUGUGCAGCAUGUCAAGGCCAAUCUGGACAAGUUUGAUGGUGCCUGGGAGACCGCCCGAAACACCACGUUGAAGACGUUUGCCGAAGAUAACUCGGCAAGUGUCCAGGCGACCAUGUACAAGAUGAGCGAGCAGAUCUUGGCCGCUGUACCCCUGGUGGAGACGGUCGAGUAUGCCUUGCCAAACAUCCACUACUUUGAAAUCGAUCUGAGCUGGCACAAGGGUCUGAAGAACACGGGCAAGGAUGCGGAGGUGUAUGCGCCUCAGUCCGGACCCAACGGCCUCAUCAAGUGUACGGUGGACCGCUCCGGCCAAAAGGCCCGCCUGUAG
Messenger RNA from Penicillium oxalicum, 909 nucleotides. Its product is annotated as urate oxidase. Gene Ontology annotation, molecular function: urate oxidase activity. Gene Ontology annotation, cellular component: peroxisome. Gene Ontology annotation, biological process: urate catabolic process; purine nucleobase catabolic process. The transcript is spliced from 3 exons. The record is from RefSeq and is a predicted model, not a curated record. Lineage: Eukaryota; Fungi; Ascomycota; Eurotiomycetes; Eurotiales; Aspergillaceae. The coding region runs from base 1 to 909 and encodes 302 amino acids.